AUGUCAAAAUCUGGAACCAUCUCCUUGAAAAAAUCUGCCAAAGAAGGUCGUCGUAUUUUCAAAAACAAAAAUGAUGGAGUUUAUAUUGUUUUUGAGAAAUGGGUUGCAGGAAAUAUUUGGGUUAUAUUCAUAAAAGACAAUAAAAUUAUUGAUAUCCCAAAAGGUUAUAUGUUUCAAUACUCUUACGGUGAUAAAACCAAAGAUCAAACUAAAGGAA
Messenger RNA from Dentiscutata erythropus, 217 nucleotides. The record is from the annotation of a GenBank genome assembly. Lineage: Eukaryota; Fungi; Glomeromycota; Glomeromycetes; Diversisporales; Gigasporaceae.